AUGACUUUGAAUGACCACCAGCCAACCAAAACGGAACAAGAACCACCAAAUACUGCUUUGUCCAUUCACAUUAAAGAAGAGUAUAGUAAGCUUAAGUGUGAACUAGAUUAUAUACAUAGGGAUAAUUUGAAUUUGAAGCUGUUGCCAAUCCAAUUGGAUAAAUUUAGUCAAGUAGAGGAUAAAACCUUUGAUCUUUUAGGUACUGAACCAAUUGAAAGUAAAGAAGAAUUUACUUACUGCUUUAAGUGUAACUUUUGUGUGAAAAACGUUCUUUGA
Messenger RNA from Diabrotica balteata, 276 nucleotides. NCBI's taxonomy places the organism in Eukaryota, Metazoa, Arthropoda, Insecta, Coleoptera, Chrysomelidae. The record is from the annotation of a GenBank genome assembly.